This is a messenger RNA of Hydractinia symbiolongicarpus, 1319 nucleotides long. RefSeq names its product putative gastrointestinal growth factor xP4. The record is from RefSeq and is a predicted model, not a curated record. Lineage: Eukaryota; Metazoa; Cnidaria; Hydrozoa; Anthoathecata; Hydractiniidae. Bases 86 to 796 code for a protein of 236 amino acids. The transcript has 7 exons.
UUAGAGAGAAAAGAGCGUAUAAAGAAGGCUUUGACAUGAAUUGGACUAAUACGAUUCGCGCACCGACGAAAUAAGAGCCGGAAUCAUGAGGAAAUAUCAGAUUUACGUGAUUUGUUUUGUUGUUUUGGCUUUUGCCGCUGCCACAGCUACAAGAGUUUGCAGCAACAGAAAUAUCUUGUGCUCUGUGGUUAGAUCAACUAGUUGUUCAAAGAAAAUCGUUUCCAGUCAUUGCCCAAGGCUUUGCAACACAUGUGGAGCAAAAUGUCGAAACAUAAAGGCGUCAAUGCGCGUUGAUUGUGGCUACCAUGGAAUUAGUCCGUUGGAUUGCUUGAGAAAGGGAUGUUGUUAUGGCGAAUUAAAGGUGGCUGGCCCGUGGUGUUAUCAUCGAAAAGCAAACUGUCCCAUGAUUGAAGCAAACAAACGUGAAGAUUGUGGUUACCCUGGGAUAAGCAAAUCAGAUUGCGUCAAAAAAGGAUGCUGUUACAACGCGAUCAAGGAAAAGGGACCGUGGUGUUAUUACAGGCAAGAAAAAUGCCGGAAAAUAGCAGCAACAAGACGUCAUGAUUGUGGUUAUCCAGGCAUAACGAAGCGGGCAUGCGAGAAGAAAGGCUGUUGUUAUAGUGAAUUGCUAAACCAAAGUGGACCGUGGUGCUACCACCGCCUAGAAAAAUGUCUGCGCAAAGCAACAGAACGUGACGACUGCGGCUAUCCUGGUAUAACAGAAUUCGAAUGCAUGAAAAGAGGUUGCUGCUAUAAUUCAUUGCCCGGUCGUGGGCCAUGGUGUUAUUACCGAUGAGAUACGAGGACCUUCGGAAGAUUAUAUGCGAACUUUAGUGUACUCAUUGUUGUAAAAAUAUGUUGUCAAAUAAAUACCUCUAAUAUAUGAACUUUUCCUUCCCAAUAAGAUCCAGUAGGAGAUGAAUGAUUUGACUGCCAAUUUUCUUUUUGUCAUGUCGCUGCAGCCAAACACAUUUGAAUUAUUGCAUAGGGUGCCUUGAGUGUCCGUAUUUGAUGAAAGGAGUAGUAAGCGUUAUUUAGUAAAGCCUGAAAUCUUCUGGCGCCGCCAUACCCAGAAUCGCAAUGCAACCGUGCAAGCGUGGCGUGAGCAUUUCUAUCCAAGGCGUUUUUAACCGGAUAAAGCCGUUUUUUGCUACUUUGUCAACUUGGCAAUUCUGUCUCAUUCGGAGCCACAAUUUUGAUAGUCAAAAAUGUCAGGGCGGAUACGGAAAGCAUAAAUCUAAAUACAAAAAGGCUACUUUUGCGGGCGUUAUUAAUACAACAUAAAAUAACUUGUCUAUCUGUACCGAGAAAGUUUAUGC